This is a messenger RNA of Parascedosporium putredinis, 318 nucleotides long. The record is from the annotation of a GenBank genome assembly. NCBI's taxonomy places the organism in Eukaryota, Fungi, Ascomycota, Sordariomycetes, Microascales, Microascaceae.
AUGGAUAUAAAUCCAUUAAGUCGCGGGCACGCGCUUGUGAUCCCUAAGUACCAUGGCGCGAAGCUCGGCGACAUCCCAGAUGAUCACCUCAGCGAAAUUCUGCCGGUCGUUAAAAAGCUGGCUGUAGCUACUGAGGCUAUCGACUUUAAUGUGUUGCAGAAUAAUGGCUCGAUUGCACAUCAGCAGGUUCAUCACGUCCACUUUCACAUGAUCCCGAAGCCGAGUAUUGAAGAGGGACUUGGCAUUUCUUGGCCUGCGCAGGCAACAGACAUGGAUAAGUUGAAAGCUCUUUUCGAGCAUCUCAAGUCCAAGAUGUAA